CCCAACAUCCCCCGCGCUGCAGCGAGAGCCUCUACCGGGUCGGCCGCCGCUGGUUCUGCACCGGCUGCUCCCGCAGCUGCCUUCGGCUCCGCCAUGGCCGCCUACAGCAAGUUUCUCACCGCACGUUACUCCACUAUAGCCGGCGGAGCUGCUGCCGCUUGCGCUCUUCUCUGCCUGCUGAGCAAACGGCGGGGGGCGGCUGCCCAGCACGGAAAGAAAAGUGGAAAAAUAUUACCCAGCAAUGAGAAAGAAGUUAAGAAAGAGCGAGCUGUAGUAGACAAAGUUUUCUUUGCAAGAAUAUGUCAAAUCUUGAAAGUGAUGGUCCCUAGAACAUUUUGUAAAGAGACAGGUUAUUUGGUACUUAUUGCCAUUAUGUUGAUACUUCGCACGUACUGUGAUAUUUGGAUGAUUCAGAAUGGAACAGUUAUUGAGAGUGCUAUCAUUGGCCGCAGUAGAAAAGAUUUCAAGAGGUACUUGUUCAACUUCAUCGCUGCCAUGCCUGCUAUUUCCCUGGUGAAUAACUUCUUGAAGUAUGGGCUAAAUGAACUUAAGUUGUGUUUCCGUGUGAGACUCACAAAGUACCUUUAUGACCAGUAUCUUCAGGCUUACACAUAUUACAAAAUGGGGAAUCUAGACAACAGAAUAGGUAAUCCUGAUCAGCUGCUAACACAAGAUGUGGAAAAAUUUUGUAACAGUGUAGUAGACCUAUAUUCAAACCUUAGCAAGCCAUUUUUGGAUAUUGUUCUGUAUAUCUUCAAGCUAACAAGUGCAAUAGGAGCGCAGGGUCCUGCUUCCAUGAUGGCCUACUUGAUUUUUUCAGGCUUUUUCCUCACACGUUUAAGAAGACCCAUUGGUAAAAUGACUAUCACAGAACAAAAAUAUGAAGGAGAGUACAGAUUUGUCAAUUCACGACUCAUUACAAACAGUGAAGAAAUUGCUUUUUACAAUGGGAAUCAAAGGGAAAAGCAGACAAUUCACAAAGCCUUCCGUAAACUGGUAGAGCACUUGCACAAUUUCAUUUUGUUCCGGUUUACUAUGGGCUUUAUAGAUACCAUUGUUGCCAAAUAUCUUGCUACUGUAGUUGGCUAUUUGGUCGUUAGCCGUCCAUUUUUAAACUUAUCUCAUCCUCGUCAUCAGAAUAGUAGCCACGCAGAACUUCUGGAGGAUUACUAUCAGAGUGGAAGAAUGUUGCUGAGAAUGUCUCAAGCUCUUGGCAGGAUAGUUUUGGCAGGUCGUGAAAUGACACGACUGGCUGGUUUCACAGCUCGGAUUACAGAAUUAAUGCAAGUUUUGAAGGAGUUAAACAGUGGCAAAUACCAGCGGACCAUGUUAUCACAAGAAAAGGAUGCAAAUCUAGAACAAGUGGUCCCACUGAUUCCUGGCGCUGGACGAAUUGUCAUUGCAGAUAACAUUAUCAAGUUUGAUCACGUUCCACUGGCAACACCGAAUGGUGAUAUCCUACUUAAAGAUCUCAACUUUGAGGUACGAUCUGGUGCAAAUGUUCUGGUUUGCGGGCCAAAUGGGUGUGGAAAAAGUUCACUCUUCCGUGUCCUUGGUGAGUUGUGGCCUCUUUUUGGCGGCUGUCUAACUAAGCCGGAGAGAGGAAAAUUAUUCUAUGUUCCCCAGAGACCAUAUAUGACCCUUGGAACUCUCAGAGACCAAGUAAUUUAUCCAGAUACUGUAGAAGACCAGAGAAGGAAAGGAAUCUCUGACCAGGUGCUAAAGGAGUAUUUAGAUAAUGUUCAGCUGGGGCCGAUCCUUGAACGUGAAGGAGGCUGGGACAGUGUUCAAGACUGGAUGGAUGUUCUCAGUGGAGGAGAGAAACAGAGGAUGGCGAUGGCCAGGCUGUUUUACCAUAAACCCCAGUUUGCAAUUCUGGAUGAAUGUACCAGUGCCGUUAGCGUUGACGUAGAAGGUUAUAUCUAUAGCCACUGCCGUAAGGUUGGCAUCACUCUUUUCACUGUGUCUCACAGAAAGUCCCUCUGGAAACAUCAUGAAUUUUAUCUCCACAUGGAUGGAAGAGGAAACUACGAGUUCAAAAAGAUUACUGAGGACACCAUUGAAUUUGGGUCUUAAAUCUCCUAAGUUCCCCGCACACAGCCUGCCACAUGCUACUUCAGUGACAGAGAACAGCACAAGGCAUAUAAAGACUCUAACAUACUGACACGAUUUGGCUUCUUCAGCUCAGUAACUAGGAGCAGAAUAACACACUAUCUAGAACAAGCAGUCAGUGCAUUUAAUAUUAUGUUGACUACGACUCAUUUGUGUAUAUGUUGGUUUAAUUAUUAAUAUGUACUAAGAAUAUCCAUAUUCUUAUGGUUUUUAAAAGCCUGCCUAAAUUAAAUUGGGCCUAAGUCUCUGUAAUUUUGAUUCAUCUUGGGAUGUAAACUUACUGAAGUCAACUCAUUGGACUUCUUUUGGACCUCCACUUCCCCUGGGGAAGAAACCUUGGGUCACUACCUCCUCUGAGCCCAGUACAACACAUAGCAUUUUUGUGUCAUAUCCUGGUGCAUCAAUUGAUGAUACCAAAUAUUACGCUCUUUUCAGGGUAGUACUAGCCAAAACUGCUGCGGCAUUAAAAGGGUGCUGAACCAUUCCUUUUGCUAAGGUUGUGGUGAAGCUCUGCUUGGAAUAGUACUGGCUUCAGGGGAAAAUUGAGACCCAAAGCUGCUUUUAUAACUUCUAAAGAGAUGAGUUUAUUCCAGUGGAGAUCUUGGGUCCCGUUAUCUGUUCACAACUUCCCAGUGCGCCUGUUCAACAAAAAAUAAGCAGUGCUGUUUCAUUUUGUCUUGUUCUCAUGGUCGGAAUCAUUUGAUAGCUCUGGGAAGCUGUGUACAAGUUCUAGAUAAAAUACUGUAGAAAUAUGCAGCGUGGAUUAAGAUUUGUCAGAAGGUUAUAUUUGCAUACAGGAUGAAUUUUUUAAGUGCAUGUUUGAUUUUUUUAAAUAAUGUGUAAUGCCUGAGACACAGCAAAGCCGUUCAGUACUGAUUUUAGGGUUGCUUGAUCUUUUCUUUUUCACUUCCUGUGAAUGAGUUCCAUAAACACUAUUUAAUUCUUAACCAUAGAUGAGCACUUCCCAAACUGGUAUGAGGUAAUUGCAAACUCCUACAUGCUGGUAAGGCUAUAUAUAAUAGACUUCUAAAAGUAUUAAUUUUCCCCUGGAAGCAAUUCCUGUUGCCACAUGAUGAUAGGGGAUCAUUGCCUAGAGUUAACCAUAUAGUUGGAACUGGAAAGACUGGUUGGCGAAACUGUACUAAGCUGCCGUUUAGACUAGACUCUAUACAAUCCUUAAAAACCUCUGCAAUAUGACAAAGUCUGGGUAUGUGGUACUGUCCAUAUGGUGUAAUAUAAAAAUACAGUACAUGAAGGCAUGCAGUACAUGAAGGCAUACACUACAUAUGCAAAUAAACGUGGUAUCUCUUCUUCACUAUGAAGUAAAUAUGAGUUCUUUGUGAUUGCACAUCAGAUGCAUAUUAACUCCCUUUCAUAGUAAGACUGCUACCUAUCACAGUUCCAAACUCCAAGUAGAGUUUGUACUUCUCAUACUGUUCCCAAGUCCAGAGUAAACUAGCUGUAAGGUUAAAAGCAACUUAGGUCAGAACAUCAUUUUACACUUGUCUUAUUCACUAUGGCAAAGAGGUGGCCUUCUGCACCUGUUACCUGUUCAAAUAAUUGUACAGACUGAUUUGGAGGUUGGUUGUGCUAGCUGACACAUGCAUACAGUGGAAUGAUAUAUUGAUGACCAUAUCAUAACACACAAGGUUAACAUGCUAUCGCAUGUAGAUCAGCUGGCAUAAUAGAUUGGGCAGAGUUCUUGAAGUAAAUGCAACCCAUAUAAUCCCUGUUUUUUGGAUUAACUAUUUUAGUGGCUCUUCUAGAGAGACUGGCUUUCUCAGACACAACUGUUUCUAAGGAACUGCUAUAUUUUUAGAGUGGAAAAGCUGCUUUUUAAAUAUUUGUAUUCUUUUUCCAGAGAAGUCUGCACUAAACUUGCCUAAUAGCUAGAAUUGGUUUUUUUUAAGAAUGUUAUAUUUUUAGAAAGCACCCAUUAUCUAUCAUUUGCAGAAUGUCUGGAAGGAAUGCAGUUCAAGACUGGUCAAUAGCAACACUGAAGCACAAAUAGAGUUAAUUUUGCCUGUCAGACAGCGGAUUAACUUUGGUAGCCAUCGACCUGUGAAACCAGUCCACUGACUUGAACGCUGGAUAAGAUGUCAAGAGGAAUUGGGUAUUCAGAUAUAGCCUAUCCUUUUUAAUACCAAGUUCCAAUUCUGUCAUCAAAAUAGGCUUGAACCCAUGUGAAGCCAAGUAUGAAUGCACUACGAACUAGAGCAGUGCUCAGUGGAAGCGGUUUUUUGGGAUUAUGCUUUUUAGUGCAAACAUUUUCAAAUAUUGUGUGAAAAAAAUCCAGAUACAUGGUUCAACUAUGAAUUUGUGCUAUGUUUUUGUACGUUGAUUGUUGAUUAUAUGAUUGUUUAAACUGGAAGUUUUGGCGAGAUGGGGAAAAUGGACAAGAAUGGAGCAUCCCUAUGUCUCAUAUAGAAUUUUGGCCAGGUGUUAUUUGGUGCUCUGGUAAUCACAGAUGGCUUCUAUUUCAAUGGGAGAUGAUUGCUGUACUUUAUUUGUAGCUUGUAAAGCGCUUUAGGAGGAAAAGCGCUGUAUAAAUGUAAGAUUUUUCUAUUUAAGUGCCUCUGGAAUAAUAAAUCUGAAACAAAACAA
Varanus komodoensis (Komodo dragon) is the source of this 4716-nucleotide messenger RNA. It is a transcript of the gene ABCD3, whose product is annotated as ATP binding cassette subfamily D member 3. Gene Ontology annotation, molecular function: ATP hydrolysis activity; long-chain fatty acid transmembrane transporter activity; ABC-type transporter activity. Gene Ontology annotation, biological process: very long-chain fatty acid catabolic process; fatty acid beta-oxidation; long-chain fatty acid import into peroxisome. Gene Ontology annotation, cellular component: peroxisomal membrane; peroxisome. Lineage: Eukaryota; Metazoa; Chordata; Lepidosauria; Squamata; Varanidae. The record is from RefSeq and is a predicted model, not a curated record. The transcript has 23 exons. Bases 94 to 2076 code for a protein of 660 amino acids.